This is a messenger RNA of Hydra vulgaris (swiftwater hydra), 2990 nucleotides long. RefSeq lists its product as uncharacterized. NCBI's taxonomy places the organism in Eukaryota, Metazoa, Cnidaria, Hydrozoa, Anthoathecata, Hydridae. The record is from RefSeq and is a predicted model, not a curated record.
CUAAACGCCCCUCAUUUUUGAAAAUCAAAAGGCACUGUUUUCCAUGUGGUGUGGGUGUACUCUGUGAUCAAUAAAAACCAAAGUUCAACUCAUUUGCACAAAUUUUGGACCCCGCUCAAUGGGCUCAAAUAUCAAAUUUUGGCCUCAAAAAUCCAUAUAAUGACCGGUAAGAUAACCUUCAAAAUAAAAAUCUCAAAGGCACUGUUUUUUGAUUGAUUUUUUAUGUUCAUAUGAUCAUUUUAAGCCUAACUUUAUGAUAAUUGAAUAAGACUAAGACUGUGCUCAAGAAUUUUGGACACUGAGGUCUGACCCGGUUUCCUUAAAAAUUAACCGGUUUUUAAAACAUUUUUUAUUAAACGGUUUGUUUAUUUUACUAAGAUCGCGAUAAUUUUAGACGUCCUAUGCAGUAAUUAAUUUUUUCGCAUAGAAAAAUCGUUGAAUAAUUUUAGUUUUAGAUAAUUAUGGGAAAAGACACAAGAUCAAAAUAUAAAGUUUUUUUGAUAAAUGAUAUUAUCGAAAUACUAUCAUCAUCUCAAUUGCCUACUGGAGAGCAAGUUCUGCAAUAUUUACAUGGCAAACUAUUCAAAGCAAGAAAAGAAAAUUUAAAAUAUAGACUCUGUGAUAUGGUUUCUUGCAAAUUUCCACAUGGGAGUUUUGAAAUUGGUUGCAAUAACCCUGGAGGGUGUAAUUUUCUUAAAAGCACAUGUGUUGUUUCGUCACUGAAGAAAAUCUGGAAAAGAAGUGCAAUCCCAAUAGUAGCUGACCAACAUAUUAGAAGUAAGAUAUUGUGCUUGGAAGAUCGUAGAAAGAAACUAUCAAAGAACAAAUUACGUGACACACCACACAAUUUAAGAAAAAUAGACGCUUACAAACUUGAAAUAAAGUGCUUAUUUGAUAUUAGUGUGAAUGAUGCACAGCAAAAAAUUCUAUUGAAUAAGCAAGUCACUAAAAAGGAAAGAAAUAUUGAUAUAAACUUUUUGAAUGAUCAACGAGGAGAACGUAAAGCUGUCAUGGGUGGAAUAGACAAGAAGUACUUAUUUACUACUCGUAGAAAGCAAAAGGGGAUUGAGUUUACCAAUAAGAGAAUGACUACUUCAAAUAGUAACAGAUUAGCUUCUGAAUUUAUAACCAGUUUAACUUUAAAUCAGGUUAGAAAUAGCAGUGUAGAAGCACAGAACAAAGAGGAUAAUCAAGAUUUUGAAUAUCAAAAGGACUGCAAACCAAGAUCUCAUAAGAGAAAACCAGAUUUUGUUGAAGUUAUGCUACCUAGAAAAAUCUUAAAGGCCACUGCUGUUACAGCAAAGAGAUACGGUAUUCAGAGUUCAGCGCAUACCGCUACAUUGGCUAAUGUUAUCAACUCAGCAGGCGGAAAUCUAAAGGACUUUGAUAUUUCUGUUACGUCAGCAAAGGUUCAUUCAAGUGCUGUAAUUAGUGAAUAUGGUUUAAAAGUUAAAGAAGAUUUUAUUGUAAAAGCUAAGGGGAAACUACUUUGUGUUCAUUUUGACACAAAAUUAGUAAAAGAGUAUUUUUAUGGUGCGAAUAUAAAUGUUGAGCGGUUAGCACUAGUGAUUUCAAGUCCUAGUAUUGAUAAAGAACAACUUAUUGGAGUUCUUUCUAUCACAGAUAGUCGUGGAAUAACACAAGCAAAAGCAAUUAAGGAAAUACUGGAAUCUUGGAAUCUCUGGGAUUCGGUACAUAGUGUAUGUUUUGACACUACAUCUUCAAAUACAGGCUGGAUGCAGGGUGCCUGUGUAUUGCUAGAAAAAUGGCAGGGCAGACCAUUACUAUGGUUUGCCUGCAGACAUCACAUAUAUGAGCUUCAUAUUAAGCAUGUAGCACUUGCAGUUUCUGGAAAUAUGUCUGAUGGACCAGUUGAUAAUCUUUUCAAAAAAAUUCAAAAUUUCUGGGAAACUAUUAAGCCUGACAUAAAUUUAAACAAUCUUAACAGGUUUGAAUGGAGCAAGAGAAAAGGAACAUUUUUAGAAGAACAGGCUCUAAAAACCAAAAUAUAUCUUGAAUACGCCUUGUUUACAGAAAAGUUUCCUCGUGGUGACUAUAAGCAUUUAGCAGAACUUGUUUUGGUUUGGCUAGGCAGUGAUAAGCUUGGAAAUUUUAAGUUUCGUAAACCUAUAGCUUUUCAUCAUGCAAGAUUUCUUUCAAAAGCUAUCUACUACAUGACAAUAGAACUGCUUACAUUUCAUUUGCAACAAUUUGAUAUAAUUAGGGAAGAAGAAAUAGCAACAGUCCCUCAAAUUGCUGAGUUUAUUGGGCUUUUUCAUGCAAGAUGGUUUCUGAAAGCACCAUUGGCAGUUUCUUCUCCUUCUUUAGACUUAUGUGCAAUCAGGGAUAUGACCAAGUAUGGAUCAUUUAACAAAACUGUGUCAACUACUGCUAUUAAAAGUAUUAAAAAUCACUUAUGGUUUCUUACAGAACGAAAUGUUGUGUUUGCUCUUUGCGACGAAACACUUGACAAUAACAUUAGAGAAAAAAUUGCCAAAAAGCUAUUUUUAUAUCCUAGACCUUCAAAUUUAACAUUGGGAAAACCACUUUUUCCAAAUAUUGACAUAAAAAAAAUUCCAGAGUUAUGGCAACUGGUUGGACCUCAAAGUUGGAUUCUCAUUCAGCAGCUAAAUUUAUCUGUAAUAGAAACAGAAUGGAUGCAAGUUAGCUCCAAAGAUUGGAAUAAUUUCUCAGGAUAUAGAGUUCUGAAAACAUUCGUAGAAAAAUUAACAGUAAUAAAUGAUUGUGCUGAGAGAGGAGUAAAGCUCAUCCAAGACUUUACACACAUUUGCCAGGAUGAGGAGUUAAAGCAAUCUUUGAUGAUUUCAAUUUCAAAUCACAGACAAAAGUUUUCAGUCAAUUCCAAAAAGAAUUUGUCUGAAAUUCUUUAACAUGCAAUUGUUACAUGAAAUUGUUUAUAUGAUUAUUAAAUAUCAAUAUAUAUAUCAAAAGUUGUUAUUUCAUAUAUUUAUGCCAGGUUUAUUUAUAAA